AUGGGCUCUAGCAUCUUCGAGCUAGGAAGUUCGUCUUGUUUUUGUGUUUUCCAGUAUCCCGACAAAGCUCCAGAAAUCGCCAUCAGGAACCCACGGGGGCUGUCAGAUGAGCAAAUUCAAAAGAUUUCACAGACCCUGGGACAUGUUGCUGAAGCCAGACUGGGGACAGAGGUGCUAUACGAGCUGAUUGAGAAGGGGAAGGAGAUUCUCACUGACAACAACAUUCCCCAUGGCCAGUGUGUGAUCUGCCUCUACGGAUUCCAGGAGAGAGAAGCCUUCACAAAGACCCAGUGCUACCACUACUUCCACUCCCACUGCCUGGCCCGCUAUGCCCAGCACAUGGAAGAGGAGGUCCUCAUGCAGCAGGAGGAGAGGGAGCAGCACCUGGCACCUUCCCCCAAACAGGAAGUCGGUGUGCAGUGCCCUGUCUGUCGGGAAACCCUCGUCUAUGAUCUCUGUGCUCUGAAGGCAGCACCGCCCCCGCAGCACCCGCUGGAGCCAUACAGGCCGGAUGCCAAGACACUGCAGCACCAAGAAGAACUGCGCUUAAUCUUCAAGAGGCAGCAAGAGAAGGGGGGCAUUAUUGACCCUGAAGCAGAGAGAAACCGUUACUUCAUCAGCCUCCAGGCGCCUCCAGCUACAGUUGAUCCAGGCCAAACAGCCUCAGCUUCUGAGCCGCAGGCGACUGCAAGCGCUGUGGAUUCACCCCAGCCACCCUGCCAGCCCUCAGCUCCAGAGCCAGCCAGGUCUCCAGAGGCAAGGGCAGAAGCCAGGCAGCCUGAGAGACCAGCUGUGCCCAGGGAGCAACAGAGCAAGCGAGAGAGGCUCAGAGGGGAGAGGCUGGGCCUCAGAGGCCAGGGCAGGCAGUUGUGCAGCGAUGCGCAGAGAGCGGCAGAGGAACCCUGUCAUCUGCUCCAUGGCCCCAGGGGGUCCAGGGGCUUCAGCCAGAGACCAGAGCGGAGGGAGGAGAGGAGCCAAAGAUCUGGUGGGAGGCACAGCCAGGAGUUUCCGAAGCCUCACAGCAGAAACAGGGCUGCAGCCCUGGCUGAAAGAAAGGAGUUGUGCCCUGAAGACCCCUCACCGGUAACAGGGACAUUGGACUUGAAGGAGGAUUACCACAAUGUGGGGAGAUGGACCCCGGAGCAGGGGGCUGAGUGCCAGGGCAAUGAGGAGAACCCAGCACUUAACCACGGCGACCACAGAGCAGCCCCUAGCUGGCAGGGCCACCACAGGCCCUGGGAUUGUGGGAGGUGGGAGAGGUCCAGGGUCCAGGAGCGUGGCUCCUACCCCAGAGCACCAAGAGGGCGAGGGGUGUUCAGGCCUGGUGGACGUCGAGAAGCCCAUCUCCUCGAAAAAGAGAGCGGCUCCUAGCAGGACUGGUGAGGGGCUGGGCUAGGGGAGGGAAAGGGCUGUUUUGGGGGAGAACAGUGAAGGUUCUGGUGGAGCAGUAGCAAGCAGACACCAUGCCCCUCGGAAAGGAGGAGGCCCAUCCUGGAUUCCCACCGCAUGGCUUGGGGCGGUUGGUACAUGGCGCAGCUUGGGCAAGGUAAUGACUCUAGGGCAUAUGCGCAGAGUGAAGCGUUCUAGCGUGGCUGCCUGGUGUGAGCCGUCACCAGCGUUGGAGAAGCUAACUCCUGACAGUCAUGGCAACCUUGGUCUCAGAGGAUGCAGAGGGCAUGGGAAGCCUUGACCAGGGACUAGCACCCACCGUGCAUGAGCUGGCAAAAACAGCGCCUGCAGAGCACGUGGAUUGGGCUCAGCAUGCUGCCACAGCAGAGCCAGAGUUUUGGUAGGACCUUCCCUGCAACUGAGCAUCCCUGUAGAGCACGGUGGCACUAAGCAGUGAGGUUGUACUAGAGCAGCAGCCUGGACCUCAGCUUGCUGCAUCCUCAAAUGCUUUUUGGAGCAUUUUCUCAACCUGCUCUUUCUUGUCACAACGUUGCUUCUCCCCCAGCCCUGACCUCCACUCAGGUGAUGGGCUUGGCCAGACAGCCCAGGCAAGUCCUUUGUACAACAGGAUGCUUCCAAAUUGCAGCCAGGAUAGCUAAGUUAGGCCUAAGCCAGCACGUUGGCAGGUCAGGGCUGUCCAAUGAACAAGGCUUUGGGCUGGCUUCUGCUCCCCCAAGAAGUCUGAAUUUAGCUGGAGCUUCUGCGCUGUCCUUCAGCUGCCUUUUAGCAGUGGCUGCAUUGGAGAGACUUAGGAAAGUGUUCUGUUCUGUGUCCUGUAUAUUUCUGUUAGGGUCCCUUUCUAAGCCUAGGCCAUCCUUUGGAGCUCACAGAGGCCCAGAGUGAAGACAGGUCCCAGUACUUUGGAUUUUCUUACCUCCUUUCAUCUUCUCCUCAUGCUGCUCUUGCUUUAAAGAAAUGAGGAUUCGCUCUUUAUACUAACAUGUCCCUGGUGCAGUUCCUUCUACUGGUGCUUCACAGAUUUAAACUGUGUCCAACUCCAGAGACAUGAUGGGAGAUCCCAAGUCUCUGGAGUGGGACGUUGCUACAAAAUUAAUGCAUUGGGUCUUCUUUCAAACCUGUUCCCUUCGUAUUCUCUGCCCUCUUUUUUUUUUUUUUUUAAACUGUUUGGCACCCAGUGUUGUCUCUGGUAUUGCUCCCUUCCCCUCUUUCCCAUGUGCUGGUGUCUCCCCUUACCCAGAGCCAGGGCAGAGACCUUCCCCUGGGCACUCCUGAGUGGUAGGAGAGCUUUCCUGCUCCCAGUUUUGUCUGGCUCGGUGUAAGCUGUCCAGUCAACCCAGAUAACACUGAUUUGUUCACACUUGUUUGUGCCUUGUGCCCCUGCAUGCACCUUUUUGGCUCUAUGGGGGCUAUUACAGUCUUCCUCUUCUUGCUGAGCUUUCUUUGAAUAGUGCAGAAAUCACCAUGCUUUGGAUUUACCAAGGCUUCCAAUGCAAUCACUAGGAAAUCAACAUCUGUCUCCAGACUGGGAGAGCAUUUGCCUCACUUUGCCUUUCAGAUCCUUUCUCACAUAAACAGUGCACAAAAGCCUUUUCCUGAAUGGGUCCUCCUGACUGCCUGCUCUGCUCGCUGCCCUCCUAGCCUUUUCCUGAUGAUGCUGGUUUAACCUACUGCCUAAUGUUUGGGUGAUGGUUUGGUUG
Struthio camelus australis is the source of this 3107-nucleotide messenger RNA. The record is from RefSeq and is a predicted model, not a curated record. Lineage: Eukaryota; Metazoa; Chordata; Aves; Struthioniformes; Struthionidae.